GACAUCUCGCUCAACAUUGCGAUGGGCAUGUUCGGACGUGGUUUCAAAGCUUGCAAUGCGGACGACUUCAUGCACAGAGGCCACAGUCUGGCCUACUUGCUUCCCAAGGACAAGUUUGCCAAACCUGGCUUGUUCAUCGCCAACACAGUUGGAGGUCCAGGCACCUCAAGAAUCAAUCAGAGCUGGUUUGACCAUUGCACGCUCCGCCAAAAUCUUCAUCGGGCUGGCUACGAAGACUUCCUGGCGGCCCCAGACAGCGUGAUCAUGAUCAACAUUUUGUUUGGCGAAUCCAUAUCUCUUCGCACAAACGGCCUACCAAUGGGGAGAUAUUUCGCUUGGCAGUUCAACUCGAGAGUUCACUUUGACGAUGGAUUCGUUGAUGCUAUUUUGGCAGCGGCGAGAACGAACAACUUCAGCAUCGUCAUGUUCCGAGCAGGCGCUGCGCCUGGCCACGAUGGUCUGAAGCCGUAUGAGGCUAUGAAGUCCAG
Prorocentrum cordatum is the source of this 488-nucleotide messenger RNA. Lineage: Eukaryota; Dinophyceae; Prorocentrales; Prorocentraceae. The record is from the annotation of a GenBank genome assembly.